Messenger RNA from Vanessa atalanta (red admiral), 990 nucleotides. Its product is annotated as vegetative cell wall protein gp1-like. The transcript has 4 exons. Lineage: Eukaryota; Metazoa; Arthropoda; Insecta; Lepidoptera; Nymphalidae. Bases 1 to 990 code for a protein of 329 amino acids. The record is from RefSeq and is a predicted model, not a curated record.
AUGAAGAUAUUAAAAAUUGUAACACUUGCUUCAAUUUUGACGGUUGUCCGUGGAACCAGAUACGCAUAUUUUGAUAAUAAUAUUAUUGAAUACGAAGAUAGACCGAUACAAACAAUUUCAUUACCUUAUCCUUAUCAAGAACCUAAAAUAAUCACAAUCGAAAAAGGGUCCCGGAAUUACGCUGCCUCAAAUUUAGAUGUACUCGUAUCAACUGCAACGGCCACAGCAGUGGCAGAAGAGUCACAACCAACUCCAUCGCCCAUAGAACCAAGUCCGUCACCCUUAGAACCAAGUCCAUUGCCCUUAGAACCAAGCCCAUUGCCCGUAGAACUAACUCCAUCGCCCAUAGAACCUAGCCCAUUGCCCGUAGAACCAACUCCAUCGCCCAUAGAGCCAACUCCAUCGGCCAUAGAAACAAGUCCAUCGCCCAUAGAAACAAGUCCAUCGCCCAUAGAGCCAAAUCCAUCACCCAUAGACCCAAGUCCAUCGCCCCUUGAACCAAGCCCAUUUCCCCUAGAACCAAGCCCAUUGCCCGUAGAACCAACUCCAUCACCCAUAGACCAAAGUCCAUCGCCCCUAGAACCAAGCCCAUUUCCCCUAGAACCAAGCCCAUUGCCCGUAGAACCAACUCCAUCGCCCGUAGACCAAAGUCCAUCGCCCCUAGAACCAAGCCCAUUUCCCCUAGAACCAAGCCCAUUGCCCGUAGAACCAACUCCAUCACCCGUAGACCCAAGUCCAUCGCCCCUAGAACCAAGCCCAUUUCCCCUAGAACCAAGCCCUUUGCCCGUAGAACCAACUCCAUCGCCUAUAGAGCCAACUCCAUCGCCCAUAGAAACAAGUCCAUCGCCCAUAGGAACCAUUUACCACAUGGUAACACAUAUCGACGUUGCAUCUAAUGUCACAGAAUUAAGUUCCUUUGAAACUCCAGGACGUCUAAAAAGAGCGACUAAAUUCCUGGAAACAGAAAUUAAAAGAUUGAAAUAUGUGUAA